Molecule: messenger RNA, 485 nt
Organism: Python bivittatus (Burmese python)
Lineage: Eukaryota; Metazoa; Chordata; Lepidosauria; Squamata; Pythonidae
Source: RefSeq, a predicted model, not a curated record
GAAGUUAUGGAUGGGUUGGCGUGAAAGAGGCGGGCGGUGUGAGUGCAAGUGAGGUCGGUUUUCCCCUCCUCCUUUUGGUAGAACUUGUCUGCUGCUGUGCGAUUUUUUCGGAGACCGGGGGUUAGAUUUCAUCGCUUGCCUGCUUCACUCCCUCUCCCGAAGCCUAGCCAUCCUCGACCAUGAGAACCGCCGCCAUCUUUCCUGAGCCCGGCUGUUGCCUUCUCGUUUUUCUGGUAUCCUGUUUUUUUCAUCCAACACGAAGUGAAAUAACAAGCCUUGACAGUGGAAAUAUAGAUGAUAUUUUAAACAAUGCAGAUGUUGCAUUAGUGAAUUUUUAUGCUGAUUGGUGUCGAUUUAGUCAAAUGCUACACCCUAUCUUUGAGGAAGCUUCCAAUGUAAUUAAAGAGGAUUUUCCAGAUCAGAAUCAAGUUGUAUUUGCCAGAGUAGAUUGUGAUCAGCACUGUAAGUAAACUGUUUUAAAAACU